Molecule: messenger RNA, 1771 nt
Organism: Cladocopium goreaui
Lineage: Eukaryota; Dinophyceae; Suessiales; Symbiodiniaceae
Source: the annotation of a GenBank genome assembly
AUGGAUCCUAAUGCUGCCGUGCAGCAUCGAAAGGAUAAAGAACGGGAGGAAGCCUUUGAGAGUGCGAUCAGCAAGGUGCAGGAGAUUCUGCAAGCCGAAGCCGUUGGCCUUCUGCUCCUGAACAAGGAGCGGAACGAGCUCAUCGCGUCUCAUCAAACUUCAAAUUUGCCUGCGUCCUUCCACUGGGGACUCGACCAGGGUGUGAUAGGUCAUGUGGCAAACACCGGAAAUUUCAUCAACAUUGCUGAAAUCAAGGAUGAGUCGCUUUACGAUCCCAAACUCCAUGACAAUUACCUCAACACUGGCAUCGCGGUGCAAAGCAUCUUGUGCAUGCCCAUUUUUAAAGGUGGAGAAGUACAUGGAGUUGUCUCUGUCAUCAACAAGAAAUCGAACCACGGCACCUUCACCCAGAAAGAUGAAGACGUGCUGUCUGCCAUUUGUUCUCACAUCUCUGUUGCUGUUGGGGAUGACAAGCAGAGCUUCAAUGAGGUCAUCGAGCAAUGCGAGAAGUCCAUGCGCACUACAGGCUCCCCAGAAUUCACUUCAGCUGCCUCGCAACGUAUGGCGACUCUUUUUGUCCCAGCUCUGGAGGGAAUCAGAACGGUCCUGGGCGCUGAGGCCACAACCCUGAUGCUGUUGGAUCAAGAGACGCAGGAAUUAUUCUCAGAGGCCGUUCAAGUGGGCCAUGUGAUGAAUGUGGAUAUUGCUGACACAGAGCACUCAGGCUGGUUCCAAGAACGACACAAGAACUACCAGGGCAGUGGUCUGGAAGUCCGUUCUGAGUUGGUGGUGCCCUUGUUCGACACCUCGCGAAAAUGCCUAGGUGCCAUCAAGUGCAUCAACAAACAGGAAGGCACCAAGUUUACCCAAGAGGACAUUGACUAUGUCACGGAGGUGGCUCAUCACAUCGGAAUGAUGCUGGAAGGACCUGACGCCGGCCUUCGAAGGGUUUUGGCCCUGACGCGGCAUAAGAUGCAAUCGAAGGCUGCCAUGCAGGCGGCGGAACUGGACCGUGGCGCUGUGAUGUGCAACUUGGUGAAGGCGGAGAAUCUUCCAAGUCGCUCCGGCCCCGCUCAAAAGCGAAAGUUCAUCGAUCCGUACAUCACCUUCAGCAUUGCGCGUGGCAAUCCAUUGAAGCAACAGCCAGGGGUGGAGCAACGUGUGAUGCGAAGCAGAAACAAAGAUCGAAAGGCCGCUGUCCGCCGAUUCGCCAAGUCUCUCACAGUCCUAGAGGAUUCCAAUCCUAUGUGGAACGAGUCGAUUGCGUUGGCCUUCCCAAAGAAGUUUGAAGAUGUGCCAAUUGAGGAGCUGUGGGUGCAUGUGCUCUUGUGGGAUUACGAUUCGUUGUCCACGGACGAUUUGGUGGCCCACGCUGCUUUCCCGCUGUCAGAGAUCCGCGCGGGGCAAAUGCAGGAGGUUGCGGCACACAACCUGCACCCUCUUCCUGGCUCUGAUAGCGACUUGUCAAAGUCAAGACUCUGGGUGGCGUUUGAUCCCUGCAUGCCUCAAUCCGAAUGAAGAUCUAAGCCAAAUUGCUGUAGCAGGACGGUGUGAACAUCCACAUCGCAAAAGACGUGCUCCUUGACGAUGUGACCUCUGUAGCUGGCAACUGCCAAAAUUCCCAGGCACAGCGAUCGUUUAGAAAGACCAAGUCAGACAUUUGAAGGCUGAGUUCUUACGAACUGCGGGCAAUCCAAAUUGCAGUUCGACAAUGUUCGACAUCUUUUCAAUCUGGCGACUAGGGGAGCUAUGGCGACUUGCGACAAUGACC